AUGACAGAGAGAAAUAAUAGCAGAGUUCGUGGUACCUUUCAGAACUCAGCGAAUAGUUAUCCACACGGGCAAGUUGGUGACUCGACUUGGUUUUCGCCCAAUCCCCAUAAACACAUAUUGGGACGCUAUAGCCCUACUAUGGGGAUCCCAUAUCAAAAAAAGGAAAAUGACACCGACUUAUCUGGCCGAGAUGCUAGAACUCUUGGGGGACAAGGUGGUGUUAAUGGAACCGAAACCAGUGGCGCUUCCAAGGACAAUAAACCUCACAUUUUCAACUCUGAAAAGGAAGAAAAAAUGGCGAAGAAAAAGUCCAAGACGAAAAAAAAGGGGGAAAAAAUCAUGCAAAAGAAUGAUAAUGAAUCACUACAUAUACAUGUUCGGGGUGUCCCUCCGCAGUCCAACACCCAACAGCAGGAACCAGGUAAUAGAAUCGAGAGCGAAAAUGAUGCCGAUGUUGAAGUGGUGUCGCGAAAAAGCUGUCCUAACAGUGGAGCAAUCGAAAAAAUGUCGAAAUCCUUGGGGCAACUGCUCCGAAUUGGUACCUUGGCAUGUACUGGCUGGACAACGGAGGAGCCGACGACACCGUGCCGUUUUAUACAGCCGAACACUAUUUUUACCGCAGAUGGAGUCCAAGCCCCCGUGCAUCAAGUGUCAGAAGGUAGCGGAGAGGAUGAACCUCAUGAACGUGGCAAGAAUUCGCUCAUGGUAGUGGAAAAGUUCAAGAAUGAAUCCGAUGCCUGUCGUAUUGCAAAAUCUGUUUCGUAUGAGCUCAUAAACAAAGAAUCAAGUGUUGAUUUCUAUUCGAAGUGUAUUAAAAUGUAUGGCUUCAAUCACAUCAUCAUCAUCGAGGAACAUGAAAAUGGAUUGCUUUUUCUUGACUGUUAUGGUCGAGUAUUUGAUUGGGAUGCUAUGGUUGCUCUGUUACGACCACUUGGGAAGAAUUUGGAUGAAUGCGACUUUACCCGGCUGGUAUGGUACCUCGAGCCCGAUACAACUAUUACUGAAAUGUAUGAUUUUGAAUAG
Molecule: messenger RNA, 1023 nt
Organism: Ambispora leptoticha
Lineage: Eukaryota; Fungi; Glomeromycota; Glomeromycetes; Archaeosporales; Ambisporaceae
Source: the annotation of a GenBank genome assembly